Messenger RNA from Diutina rugosa, 1188 nucleotides. It is a transcript of the gene NTG1, whose product is annotated as bifunctional N-glycosylase/AP lyase. Gene Ontology annotation, biological process: base-excision repair; base-excision repair, AP site formation; nucleotide-excision repair. Lineage: Eukaryota; Fungi; Ascomycota; Pichiomycetes; Serinales; Debaryomycetaceae. The record is from RefSeq and is a predicted model, not a curated record. Gene Ontology annotation, molecular function: DNA binding; oxidized pyrimidine nucleobase lesion DNA N-glycosylase activity; DNA-(apurinic or apyrimidinic site) endonuclease activity. Bases 1 to 1188 code for a protein of 395 amino acids. Gene Ontology annotation, cellular component: nucleus. The transcript has a single exon.
AUGAGAGUGACACGAGCCACCGCUAAGAGGGCAGUCACGGCUACCAAUACCACUACUAUUGUUACCAAAAGGAUAAGGAGAGCUAGUACUGAAAAUGAGACCUCGGCCAAGCCCAUUACUGUGAAACAAGAGUCUAAUGAUACGCGUCUGACCACUACUAUCAAAACUGAAGAAAUAUCCAAUACAAGUGAACCGAUAACUGUGAAACAAGAGUUUGAUAAUGUUUCAGUUAUCAAACAAGAGAUCACGGAUCAAUUUGAAGCGAAACAAGAGACUAAUGAUACUAUACCAAUUAAGCAAGAAUCUAUGGUUAAAGACGAGUCCACGGUUAAACAGGAACCCCCAGUGAAAGAAGACUUCACCACUACUUCUUCUACCAGUUUCCCCCUGUUUGAUUCGAUGAAAACCACUGAAACAUGCUCGCCAAAGCUUAUUGACCAAUAUAACAAAAUCGUCAGUGUACGCAAUCAGAUCGUUGCUCCCGUGGAUACGAUGGGGUGUGAGCGGAUCCCGUAUACGGUCGACCCUACGCUGGCUCCCAAAAUGUUCCGGUUCCAACUAUUAGUGCUGCUCAUGUUAUCAUCGCAAACUAAAGAUGAAGUGACUCACGCUGCAGUGGCAACAAUGCACCAACACUUCCCUCGGGGGCUUUGUCUUGAAUCGAUCCUUGAAGCGCUGGAAGCUGAGAUCGAUACGCUCAUAGGGAAAGUGGGUUUCCAUCGUCGUAAGGCAAAUUACUUGAAGAGGUCAGCAGAGAUUUUGAGGAGUGAACACAAUGGGGAUAUCCCCAAACUGAUUGAGGAGAUUGUUAAAUUACCUGGCGUGGGACCGAAAAUGGGUUAUCUUCUCUUACAAGCAGGCUGGGACAUUUCUAGUGGUAUUGGUGUUGAUGUUCAUCUUCAUCGUAUUGCUAACUUAUUAGGCUGGGUUUCACUGAAAACUCCUGAAGCCACGAGACAACAACUUGAACAAGUGAUUCCUGAAGCUUAUUGGAAACAAAUCAACCCAUUGGUGGUAGGGUUUGGCCAAACGGUGUGUUUACCCGUGGCUGCUAAUUGUGACAUAUGUCCUUUACUGAGUACCUGUCGUGGUGUCAACCGAAAGCUUUUGAAGCAACCACGAACCGAAGCCCGUAAGUUGAAGCUACUAAGCCUGAGAGGUGACAUUAGUCGUCUCAUCGACUGGUAA